AUGAGAAUCCAACUCUUCCUUUCAUGUCUUCUCUUGAUACCUUUGCUCCAUAGCCCACGCCUCGUUCGGGUUUCCGCACAAUGUCUCGACGAACAGCUGUCACUUUUGCUGCAGCUGAAUAAUAGCCUCGACUAUGGGCGCCCUCUCUUCUCCACGAAGUUAAUCACCUGGAGUCAAUCCGUUGACUGCUGCAGCUGGGAUGGGAUAGUUUGUGACGAGCUGGGCCGCGUCAUCAGUUUGGACCUCCAAAACAAAAACAUAUCCGGUGGCCUCGACAACUCGACAGCCCUUUUCGAGCUUCGUUACCUGAAGAAGCUGAAUUUAGCUUCCAACAGCUUCCUAGGUUCGAAUAUCCCGAAAGGGCUUCAAAAUCUCACGGAUUUGGUGUACCUGAAUCUCUCCAACGCCGGUUUUGGCGGGCAGGUUCCGAUCGAGCUUUCCAAGUUGACAAAAUUGACUGUUCUCGAUCUUUCCAGCUUGUUUGUUGUUGCCGAGCCUCUGAAACUCGAAAGCCCGGACUUGAGGACGCUCGUUCGGAACCUCACGGGCCUUAAAGAGCUCUAUCUCGAUGCCGUCAAUAUUUCGGCUCGGAAUAACGACUGGGGUCGAGCUCUUUCGUCUUCUCUCCCGAACCUGACGAGCUUGAGCCUGCGCAGCUGCGACCUGGCUGGCCCACUCAAUAGUGACGUUUCGAAAAUGAGCUCGCUUUCGGUUAUCCAGCUCGACAACAACAAUCUGUCGACAUCGGUUCCUGAAUUUCUGGCGAGCUUCUCGAACUUAACGGUUUUGACGCUUAGCGGCUGCUCGUUAACCAGUUCCUUGCCGGAAGUUAUUUUUCAGGUACCCACUCUACAAGUUUUGGAUUUGUCGAACAAUAAUUUGCUCGGUGGUACGAUUCGACAGUUUCAAAAGGGUAGUUUGUUAAGGACAUUGGUUCUUACCAAUACUAAUUUGUCCGGUUCAUUACCAGAUAGCAUUGUGAAUCUAAAACUGCUGUCUAAGAUAGAUGUUGCGAACUGCAAGUUCACCGGGAAUAUUCCACCGGAGAUGGCGAACAUGACGGAACUUGUUUACCUCGAUUUCUCGAACAACGAGUUCACCGGUUUAAUUCCGCCUUUUCGGAAUUCGAAGAAUCUCAGCUACGUUGACCUCAGCCGAAACCUUCUGACGGGCUCGUUGUCCCACGCGCAUUUCGAGGGACUUUCGAGUCUUGCGUAUGUUGACUUAGGGUACAAUUUACUGAAUGGAAGCAUCCCGAGUUCUCUCUUUAGCCUCCCUUUAUUACAGAAACUGCAGCUUUCGAACAACAAAUUCAGCGGCCGAGUAGAUGAAUUUUCGACUUCAAACGCUACAAACUUGGAUACACUCGAUUUAAGCAAUAACGAGCUCACGGCCCCUAUUCCAAUGUCUCUAUUCGAACUCACACGACUCAGCGUCCUCUCGCUUGAUUUCAACUUGUUCAACGGCACCAUAAAGCUCGAAAAUUUUCAAAGGCUUGGCAAUCUUACGAGACUGGAGCUCGGAUACAACAACUUGACAGUAGAUGCAAGCAUCGGUUGGGACCUCACGACAAGUUUGCCCCAGCUAAGCAGAUUAAAUCUUGCUUCGUGCAAUUUAUACCGCUUCCCGGGCUUGAUAAACCAAUCGAAAAUGACGUUUUUGGACCUCUCGAAUAACUUCAUCGAGGGGGAAAUUCCUAGUUGGAUUUGGAAUGUGGGAAAUGGAAGACUUUCCCAUUUAAAUCUUUCGAACAAUCUCUUACUCGAUUUCCAAAGGCCACUCAAUAUCUCCCGUUAUAUAAGCGUGCUCGACUUGAGCUCGAAUUUGCUCGGAGGCGAGCUCCCAAUGCCACCACAAUCAGCUGCCUACGUAGAUUACUCAAACAACAGUUUUACAGGCACAAUCCCACCCGAUAUAGGCAACUUCAGUCUAUUCGCCAUAUUUUUAUCUGUCGCGAACAAUAACCUCACCGGAAAAAUCCCCGAGUCACUUUGUCAUUCGGCUUACCUUCAAGUUCUCGAUUUGUCCGGAAAUCACUUGGAUGGUAAUAUACCUUCGUGCUUGAUCUUAAACCGAAGUACUACUCUCGGGGUGUUGAAUUUGGGGAGAAACCGUAUAAACGGGUUCAUCCCCGACAAAUUUUCAGUCGGCUGCAGUCUGAAAACUCUGGACAUGAGUAAUAAUAACUUGAAGGGGAAGAUUCCACAAUCAUUGGCUAAUUGCGCGUAUUUAGAAGUUAUAAACUUUGGAAACAAUAGAAUCGAAGAUAGAUUUCCUUGCAUGCUGAAAAACUCUUCGAGCCUACGCGUGCUCGUUUUGAGGCACAAUAGAUUUUACGGGGACUUGAGAUGUCCCGCGAUAAACGGGAGCUGGCCGAAUCUUCAGAUUAUCGACAUUGCUUAUAAUAAAUUCUCUGGCGAGUUGUACCCCAAAUGCAUCGCCAGCUGGAAAGGAAUGACUCUCGAAAGCAGUAUGGAUUCGAAUCAGGCGAACAAGAACGAUCACUUACGGUUCGCGUUUCUCAUGAAUAGAUUUUAUUACCAAGAUACAGUCACGGUCACGAUAAAAGGACUCGAGCUGGAGCUCGUCAAGAUUUUGAAAGUUUUCACGGCCAUCGAUUUCUCGUGCAACAAUUUCAGUGGGGAAAUACCGAAGACGAUAGGCGACCUAACUUCUCUUUAUGUUCUCAACUUAUCUCACAAUUCGCUCACCGGGAAUAUUCCGAGCUCGGUUGGGAAUCUGAGUCAGCUGGGGUCGUUGGACCUCUCGGUUAACCGACUAACGGGGAGAAUACCGAACGAGCUCGCGGGCCUCAAUUUUCUAUCGUUCGUGAACCUUUCAUACAACAUGCUCGCAGGUCGAAUCCCGAGAGGUUCGCAAUUGCAGACGUUUUCGGCUGAGAAUUUUGCAGGAAAUGCAGGGCUUUGCGGGUUUCCUCUGAAUACAAGUUGCGAUUUAAUAAACAACAGGGAGGAAAACAGAGGGCCGGGAUUAAAUGAGCAUGGAUUCGAUUGGCAGUUCAUAUUUACGGGGCUGGGAUUUGGGGUCGGGGCAUCGUUGGUAGUGGCGCCUCUCGUUUUCUGUAAGGUUUGGCGGGAAAAGUGUGAAGAGAAACUGGAUCGGUUGUUGAAGACGGUUUUUCCAUGGUACGGAGUGAGUUACGUUAGGUGUGACAGUAAGGUUGAGAACAUUGAAGAGCGGACGAGUGAUGAUGAUGAUGAUGAUGAUGAGGAAGAGGGAGAUGAUGAAGAGAAUGGCGAUGAAUUCGGAGGGAAGUACUGUGUUUUCUGCACGAAAAUGGACGUUCGGUUGAAACGAGCUGUGCAUAAUCCAAAGUGUACAUGCCAUUUUUCACCACCUAUAUUCUCUUCUUCUCCUCAAACUCAAGCUACAUCAUCAUCAUCUUCUUCUUUGUUGGUGAUCUAUUUGGAGAACUGUUGA
Molecule: messenger RNA, 3441 nt
Organism: Striga hermonthica
Lineage: Eukaryota; Viridiplantae; Streptophyta; Magnoliopsida; Lamiales; Orobanchaceae
Source: the annotation of a GenBank genome assembly